AUGUGCUGCUCAUCUAAAAAACCAAAGAGUGAAGUAUCUAAGGCUCCGCAAAGUUAAAUUCAAAAUCAAAGUGUAGUUCAUAACAACAACGAAUAAUCUUAUGUUUAAGGAAACACUAAACCUGUUGAAGUCAGAGAGGCCAACCUUUUACUUAGUCAAAUAGAAAGCCCAAGAUCUAAAUAACAAAAACUUUUCGAAAGUAAAGUCGAAGGAUUCAAGGAAAAAUAUGCUAAACUUCAACAAGAUUCUGUAGAAGUUCAAUACAAUCAAAAACCAGUUGAUCAAUUAAAAGUUUAACUAUUGAAGGAACAAUUAAUAGAUCUUCAAUUUCCCAAUAAUGAGAUUAAAGGGCCCUUGUUUUUGGAUGAUAAUAUCUCAAGUUACAAGUAAAGAGGUUCUGAAUUUGCCAACACUCUCAGAGAAUUAGAAGGAGAGAUAAGAAAUAUGAGAAUCAUACGAUAAACUCCUUACAAUUCAUACAGCUUUAUUGGGCAUUUAAAAGACAAAGGGAUGUAUUUUAUUAAGUGCUGGAACGGAGUUAAUUUACAAAAAUUUCACAAUUUUCUUAUUAAUCUUGGUAAACAAUAGCAAAAAGGGGAAUAUUACAAGAAAUAUCAUGCAUAUAAGGUAGAGCCACUAAAAGAAACUGAUUAAACUAGUCCGAUUGGUUCGAUGUAUCUUAUUUCAACCCUUGAAGAUCACAAUCUUUAUUCAUUUGCAGCAUCAACUCAAUUCAACAUUGAUUAGAAAUUCUAAGUAGCUCAUCAAAUAUUAACAUACUUGGAUUAAACAGAUUUGAGAUCCUCAGGAGGCAAUCAAUAAUUCUAGAAGAAAAUGAAAUUCGUUUCUCCUUCUAAUAUUUUAAUAUCAACUCAAAAAAAUAGAAUAGAUGUUAAGAUUUCAGAUUGGCAAUAGUCCCUCAAAGAGUUUAAUGAAAUUGUUCCUGAUAUAGAUUUCAAAAACUAGAAUUAUUCUUAUUGUAGUGACGAACCUGAUGAUUAACGGACUUAUUUGAUUAAAUUGCUACUCCUAUUAUUUUUUAGAUUGAAUUUAAAUCAAACUGAAUCAUUUGGUAAUCUUGAUGGUACUGAGCAAUUGUCUAGAUUUAUAGAUGUGAAGCAGAUCAAUGCAGACUCCAACUUUUAUAAGCAAUCAAAUUUCAAUAGAUUCAUUUAGAGUAAAAUUAAUUUAAUAGCUCAACCAAAUUAGGAAAGGUAUUAAAAAUUAUGGGAAGAAUUGAAAGAUAAGCAUAUAUAGGAAUUAUCAUUUUACAAAUUAGAAAAGAAGGAAAAUUGA
Messenger RNA from Paramecium tetraurelia, 1296 nucleotides. RefSeq lists its product as uncharacterized. The record is from RefSeq and is a predicted model, not a curated record. NCBI's taxonomy places the organism in Eukaryota, Ciliophora, Oligohymenophorea, Peniculida, Parameciidae. The transcript is spliced from 3 exons.